Aegilops tauschii subsp. strangulata is the source of this 946-nucleotide messenger RNA. The record is from RefSeq and is a predicted model, not a curated record. NCBI's taxonomy places the organism in Eukaryota, Viridiplantae, Streptophyta, Magnoliopsida, Poales, Poaceae.
CUAUCAACCCCCUCAUUUUUUUCUCUCCCCCACCCCUAUCCAAAUCUGAACCGGGCUCUCCUCUCGCUCCUCCCCAUGGCACGGCGGCCCACCAUCGCGCCUCCUCACUGCCCCCCUCCCCUCCCUCUCCCUUCACUACUGCCCCGUCGAGCUAGCAUCUAGGGACCGUAGCUGUGGCCAUGGCGGCCUUGCCUACGGGGAUCAUCUGAUCAGCGAGCGCGGCCGCAGAGAUGGACAGGGACGAAACGGCCGUCGACGGGGAUGGAGAGCACGUCCAGCACAUCCUCCUCGCCAUCGACAACUUCACCCGCAAGGUGACGUUGCAGGUAUCUGAGAUGCUGGACUCCGGACGCGCCAUGUUCAAGGACCUCGGCGCCGUCUUCGAGGACCGCCUCAGUAGAGAGUGGAGAAGUGGGAGGAUGAGAUCAGGGGAGCUGCGCGCCCGCGCCGCCGCCAACGAGCAGAUCCGUGACCCCCUUUUUUUUAGUUUUUUCCCAUGUCCACCUAUGUAUGCAGUUCUGUAUCUUGGCUGUGUCCGCUCUCCGCUGGCAACGAGCAGUGACGCUGCGUGCAUUAGCUGUGUGUGCUGCAUGGAUUAGCUACCUCCCCCUCCGCAUGAGUUGUGUGUGCUGCGUGGAUUAGCUGGAUUGGAGACGAAGAUCUCUCCAUUGACGACAACUCCGUGAACCUGUGCUUCAUAUUUGGGAUUUUUCCUCUUUUCUUCUGCCUUGGUGCUUACCUUGGACUGCAGCCGUUCAAUGAAACAGUGUGGUGGAUUAAACUCUUCCUUAUUGUCGUGCUUUAUUUUUGGUUCUGGUUCUAGUUCUCUUAAUUCAUGCUGAUGUUGUAGUAUGAUGAUUUUCCCAUCAGUUAUGGGAUUUGUUGACCAGCUCGUGCUGUUUUUUGAGAGUUUUUUUAUGAAAACGAGAUGAAGCAUGGUUAGGAA